Hyaena hyaena (striped hyena) is the source of this 2370-nucleotide messenger RNA. RefSeq names its product collagen like tail subunit of asymmetric acetylcholinesterase (gene COLQ). NCBI's taxonomy places the organism in Eukaryota, Metazoa, Chordata, Mammalia, Carnivora, Hyaenidae. The record is from RefSeq and is a predicted model, not a curated record. The transcript has 17 exons. Gene Ontology annotation, molecular function: heparin binding. The coding region runs from base 42 to 1379 and encodes 445 amino acids.
CCUUGCCUAGAGAACUUGACACUUGCCAGACCCCAGCCAGCAUGGUUGUCCUGAAUCCAAUGACUUUGGGAAUUUAUCUGCAGCUUUUCUUCCGCUUUAUCGGGUCUCAGCCUACUUUCAUCAACAGCGUCCUCCCAAUUUCAGCAGCCCUUCCAGGCCUGGACCAGAAGAAGCGUGGCAGCCACAGAGCGUGCUGCCUCCUGACGCCCCCUCCACCUCCGCUGUUCCCACCACCGUUCUUCAGAGGCGGCAGAGGUCUGCUUCUCUCCCCAGACAUGAAGAAUCUCAUCCUGGAACUGGAAACCACACAGUCCUCAUGUGUGCAAGGAUCACUUGGCUCCCCUGGGCCCCCGGGCCCCCAGGGUCCACCGGGACUUCCUGGCAAGAUAGGACCAAAGGGAGAAAAGGGGGAGCUUGGCCUACCAGGAAGGAAGGGUAGACCUGGCCCCCCGGGUGUUCCUGGCAUGCCUGGGCCCGUCGGCCCUGAAGGACCCAGGGGUGAAAAAGGUGACCUGGGUAUGAUGGGCUUGCCAGGCUCAAGAGGACCAAUGGGUUUCAAGGGCUACCCUGGAUCCAGAGGGGAAAAGGGAUCCAAAGGUGAAAGGGGUGACUUGGGUCCCAAAGGAGAAAAGGGUUUCCCGGGAUUUCCUGGAAUGUUGGGGCAGAAAGGCGAAAUGGGUCCAAAGGGUGAGCCUGGGAUAGCAGGACACAGGGGACCCAGAGGAAGACCAGGAAAACGAGGCAAGCAGGGGCAGAAGGGAGAUAGUGGAGUAAUGGGCCCACCAGGCAAACCUGGGCCUCCUGGUCAACCUGGCCGUCCGGGUCCCCCAGGCCCCCCGGGCCCCCCAUCCGCAGAACAACUUGUGAUGGGACCCAAAGGGGACAGAGGAUUUCCCGGGCCUCCAGGAAGUUGUCUUUGUGGACCCCCUACGAAUGUGAAUAACCCCUCCUACGGGGAAUCCAUGUAUGGUUCCAGGUCCCCGCAUGUUCCUGUGAUUUUUGUGGUCAACAACCAGGAAGAGCUCGAGAGGCUGAAUACCCAAAAUGCCAUCGCCUUCCGCAAAGACCAGAGAUCUCUGUACUUCAAGGACAGCCUUGGCUGGCUCCCUAUCCAGGUAACCCCUUUCUACCCUGUGGACUACACUGUGGACCACCGCGGCUCCUGUGGGGACGGGGUCCUGCAGCCAGGUGAGGAGUGUGAUGACGGGAACGACGACGUGGGUGAUGGCUGCAUCAGCUGUCACCGGGCCUACUGUGGAGAUGGACACCAGCACAAGGGUGUGGAGGACUGUGACGGCUCUGACUUUGGCCACCUGACGUGUGAGACCUAUCUCCCUGGACUACUUCAAAAGACUGACGUUUAUAAUCUUAUCCCAUGAUCUACUCAUUCAACAACUGCCUACUGCAUGCCGGUACUGCACUACGCACCAGAGACACAGAGAUGAACAAAACAGACCUGCUGACCUCCAGAAGCUCACAUUUUAUAACCGGCAAACAACACCGAUAUGCAGGACACAACGCGAUCAUGAGAACCCAUGGUACUAAUAGACAAUAGGACUACCUGACUUGUAUACGGUAUAAAGUUAUAGUCACACGUGUACGAGUUACUAAAUGAAUCCAGCUCUUGAAAUACUGGAUAUGUGGCACAUUUUUCCACGAUCUAGUUACUACUGCUUGUUCAUCUUGUCCCAUGCCAGCUUUUGCAGGUGGACAAGCCUAGCAUUCCACCCCAUCAGAAGAAAUUCUAUUCAUUAACGCUUUCUUUUCUAAAUGGACGAGCCCAUUUUGGGCCUUUGAACUUUGGGGUGUACACAGAUCAACUGAGCAGGUCCUGAAAUUCUGCCCGUUAAAAAGCAUCCAAGUGAUCAAAUGCUGAUAGUCCACAGAUGACACCAGUAGUGAGAGAAAUGCACAACCGUCAGCUGUUGGGGAAUCAGCGGCGGCACCUGGUUCGGGGAGGUAAUUAGUACAAAUCUGUCCCAGGCAGGAGAGGGGCGGGGGCUUGGACGCGCAUGCCCAGGGUAGGGCUCUGCUCUGAUGCUGGACUCCAAUAAGUCAAAGGCUCGCUCGCUCGUCUGCAGUCUCCUCCUCUGUUUUUCUUUUUAAAGGAAACAGUAGCAGCUUUCUAAAUGUUAUUUGUAACAUUUGGUAGGAUAAUGCAUGAAAGCAUUUGGCAUAGUAUUCAGCACAUGAUAGCCCCUCAAUAAAUGGUACCUACUUUUAUUUUUUUUCUGGAAUAAGUAAAAACAAAAAUGGCUUGAAGAAACCGAAAAAUAUCACAUUCUCUUUAAGAUUUUUAGGACUAUAUUACAAUAAUUGCUGUAUCACAACGUAAAAAACAGAACCACUGGGUUGCUUCUAUUCAUAGAA